This is a messenger RNA of Eucalyptus grandis, 2716 nucleotides long. Its product is annotated as bZIP transcription factor 17. Gene Ontology annotation, molecular function: DNA-binding transcription factor activity. Lineage: Eukaryota; Viridiplantae; Streptophyta; Magnoliopsida; Myrtales; Myrtaceae. Gene Ontology annotation, cellular component: nucleus; endoplasmic reticulum membrane. The record is from RefSeq and is a predicted model, not a curated record. The transcript is spliced from 2 exons. Bases 113 to 2386 code for a protein of 757 amino acids.
CUUCAAUACGAGUCCGCAAAACCCCCGAAAGACUUCUGACCUUUCCCUCCCCAUCCUUCCCUCGCUCGUUCGCUCCCCGUCCCCCUCCGUCCUCCUCGCGCAAACCCUAGCGAUGGCCGAUCCGGCGGUCUCCGAUCCUCCGCCGCCUCCCGCCUCCGGCCCCGACCCCGUCGUUCAGGCCGACUUCGAUUGCCUCCCGAUCCCGCCCCUCGAUCCCCUGUUCUUCUCCGAGGGCGCCGACCCCGACUCCAGCUCGAUCGGCGGCGGCGCGCCCCAGCCCUUCGAUUCCCAUCUCGCCUUCGACUUCGGCUUCGGGGACAAUGGGGACUUCGAGUUCACCUUCGACGGCCUCGGCGAUCUCUACCUCCCCGGCGAGGACGAGUCCUUCCUCAUCCCCUCCCCCGCCGAGAACCCCGAGCAGAUCAAUUGCGAGUCCGGUUCCUCUGGAAUCUCCGGCGACCGGGCGUCCGCAGAUGUCGCCGGGUACUUGAAUUGCCCGCCGGCGGAGUCUGGUAGCUACCGAUCGGGCGAUCAGAGGGCGAGUCCUGAGAAUUUGUCCAACGUUCCGUCGCCGGACUGCGAUGUCUCCGGUGAUCGGCAGUUUUCGGGUGGUCCGGUCUCGUCGCAGGGGUCGGGGAAUGGAGGAGGCUCUGGCUUGUCGGACGAUACCAAUCCUCCUUCGCCAUGUUCCGGAAGCUUCGAACGCGAUGUUUCUUCCAAAUUGGCCGCCGAUGAGAAGGUGAAAGCUGAGGAGGAGAUAUCUAAUGCCUUUCUGGCGAAGCGGAAGAAGGUGCAGGAUGAUACAGUCUCUGAAACUCGGAGCAUUAAGUACAGGCGAUCAGCAGAGGCCGCGGUCAGUGUGAAUGAUUCGCAAUGCAACGACGAGGACGAAGGGAAAAAGAAAGCGAGGUUGAUGAGGAACCGCGAGAGUGCGCAGCUCUCGAGACAGAGGAAGAAGCAUUACGUGGAAGAGCUUGAGGAGAAGGUGAGGUCCAUGCACUCCACUAUUGCGGAAUUGAAUGGCAAAAUAUCGUUCUUCUUGGCUGAAAAUGUCAGCUUGAGACAGCAAUUGGGUGGUGGCGGAAUGUGUCCGCCUCCAGCACCGGGUAUGUACCCUGCGCCUCCGAUGGGGCAUAUGGCUUAUCCAUGGGUUCCUUGUGCACCUUAUGUCAUGAAACCGCAAGGAUCGCAGGUGCCUUUGGUCCCAAUUCCUAGAUUGAAACCUCAACAGCCUGUGUCGGCUUCCAAAGCAAAGAAAGUUGAGACUAAAAAGAGUGAGGGUAAAACUAAGAAGGUUGCCAGUGUGAGUUUUCUUGGUCUGCUGUUUUUUGUUUUGCUUUUCGGAGGUUUGGUUCCAAUGGUGAAUGUCAGGUUCGGUGGAAGCGGGGAUACAGGUGCUGGCAGGUUUAACUACUUAAAUGAUAGGUAUUAUUAUCAUCACAAAGGUCGGGUUCUGGCUGUUAAUGGACAUAUGAAUGGUACUUAUUAUGGCACUGGAAGAGGGUCUUCCGGUGGAACAUACGGUACUGGUUGUAGUAGAGGCUGUGGUGGCAGGUCAGACUAUAAGAUCACGAGAAAAGAUAGAGAAUCUAUGCCCAACAUGAGCGAGCCUCUUGUUGCCUCUUUGUAUGUUCCUAGGAAUGAUAAGCUUGUGAAAAUUGAUGGCAACUUGAUAAUUCAUUCUAUUAUGGCGAGUGAGAAGGCUAUGGCAUCCCAUGCAUCCGGUGAAACAGAGAAUGAUGGGAUUACUGAUCCGACAACAAGGCAAAAUCUGGCCUCUGCAUUGGCUCUUCCUGAAAUUGCAAGGGCGAACUCCCAUACUUAUGGAAAACCAACCGAAAGGCAGAGGGCCCUUGCUUCUGGGAAUGGCGAUCCAUUGAAGGAGCGCAUGAAGUCAAAACCAGCAGAUGGAAAGCUGCAACAGUGGUUCCGUGAAGGCCUUGCAGGGCCUAUGCUGAGUUCUGGCCUGUGCACUGAAGUAUUUCGGUUUGAUGUCUCCUCCGCUAAAGGAGCCAUAGUACCUGCUUCUCCAGUUGGUAACGUGACUACUGAAAGUCGUCGGAACUCCACUCAUGCGGGCAAGGGGAGAAACAGAAGAUUCCUCCACAAUUUGCCCACCCGCCUUGCUGGGUCCAACUUCAACGUGUCGGAGGAGCGAGCGAGGAGGAACUCGAAGACUCGGGACCUUCCAACUAACAAGUCUCUUUCCUCGAUGGUGGUGUCUGUACUUGUGGAUCCCAGAGAAGCCGGAGACGGCGACGUCGAUGGCAUGAUGCCACCGAAGUCCGUGUCUCGCAUUUUCGUGGUGGUGCUAAUGGAUAGCAUCAAGUACGUGACGUAUUCCUGCGUGCUUCCGCGUGCCGGUCCUCAUCUGGUGACCACUUGAGGUGGAGGAGAGAAGUUCGAGAGUGGUGCGGCGACAACAUGCUGCUCCAACUCACAGUUUUGUAUAUAUGUCAGGGAGACGAGCUAAUAUGACGGUACUUUGAACCUCUUUACGGGGGUUCCUGGAAGCCGUUGAACCAUCUAAUUCUUGCUUAUCUUAUCGCUUCUCCGACCUCGAGUUCUAUGUUUAAGGGUGAUGGGAACUUGAGUUCUUUGGGUGGUGUGGUGGGAUGUUUUUCUAAUCAAUAGAAUAAGGCAAAUUCAGUUCGACGCACUCUUGUAUCUUCGUCAGCAACUGGAAGCUAUCGGCUAAAUGUAGUUUAUUGUAUCA